This is a messenger RNA of Ipomoea triloba (trilobed morning glory), 1269 nucleotides long. RefSeq names its product PHD finger protein ALFIN-LIKE 1-like. Gene Ontology annotation, biological process: regulation of DNA-templated transcription. The record is from RefSeq and is a predicted model, not a curated record. The transcript is spliced from 5 exons. Gene Ontology annotation, cellular component: nucleus. Lineage: Eukaryota; Viridiplantae; Streptophyta; Magnoliopsida; Solanales; Convolvulaceae. Gene Ontology annotation, molecular function: transcription cis-regulatory region binding; histone binding; transcription coregulator activity. Bases 317 to 1039 code for a protein of 240 amino acids.
UCCUCUACCACCACUCCAAAUCCAAAAACUCUUCAGCACUGUCCGCACCCAUUACAGAGCGUGGAAAAAGCAAAAUUGGGUGCCCCAAUACUCUAUUCCUCUUUUCUUCUCUCCCGUCUAUAUUGAUUCUCACGUUUCAUUUCUCAUCUCAUGCACCGCAUGUAUUCUCUGUAUCUCUCUCUCAAAUCCCAAUUUUACAUACUUUCUUAAUUUCCAAUCUAAUGUGUUAAUACUCACUCUUCCAUCAAUUCCCAGCAAUUUUUCUUUCUUCUUCUUUUUGUAUAAAAUAUUUUAGAUCUCACAAUAAGCUUAAGAAAUGGCUUCAAUUUCUUCAAGUCCUCGAACUGUAGAAGAGAUCUUCAAGGAUUUUAGCGCUCGUCGGGCUGGAAUUGUUCGGGCUUUAACUCAGGAUGUAGAUGAGUUCUACGGUCUGUGUGAUCCAGAGAAGGAGAAUUUGUGCCUAUAUGGACAUCCAAAUGAAACCUGGGAAGUCAACCUUCCUGCUGAGGAAGUCCCACCAGAGCUUCCAGAGCCUGCCCUUGGGAUAAAUUUUGCAAGGGAUGGUAUGAACCGUAGAGAUUGGCUUUCACUGGUUGCUGUGCAUAGUGAUUGUUGGUUGCUUUCUGUGGCGUUCUACUUUGGAGCACAGAUCAACCGGAAUGAAAGGAAGCGUCUUUUUAGCUUAAUAAACGAUCUUCCCACUGUCUUUGAAGUUGUGACAGAAAGAAAGCCCGUGAAAGACAAACCCAGUGCAGAUAGUGGGAGCAGAUCACGAGGCAGUACAAAGAGAACCAGUGAUGGUCAGGUGAAAAGCGCCCCAAAGCUAGCUGAUGAAAGUUAUGAAGAAGAUGAAGAAGAGCACGGUGAAACGCUGUGCGGCAGCUGUGGAGGAAACUACAAUGCGGAUGAGUUCUGGAUUGGGUGUGACAUCUGUGAGAGGUGGUUUCACGGGAAGUGUGUGAAGAUAACGCCUGCUAAAGCCGAGAAUAUAAAGCAGUACAAGUGUCCGUCUUGCAGCUUGAAGCGGGGCAGACCGUAGAGAUUGAGAAACCAGAGGCCAACAAUCAAUUGUGUUGCUUUUGAUGCUGACAUAAUAGUAUAGCCAAGCCAAUAUUACCUUUGUAAUGGAUCUGUUGUUGUGAUGCAUCCAUGUUGAAAAUCAGAACCAUAGAACAAUUUAUAGGUUUUUUCAUUGUUACGUUGUAGAGAUGCUUUUAUUAUGAUGUUUAUACAGCAUAAUAAUAAUAAUGUGUGCUUUUGGAGUUUCUA